Molecule: messenger RNA, 1334 nt
Organism: Rhipicephalus sanguineus (brown dog tick)
Lineage: Eukaryota; Metazoa; Arthropoda; Arachnida; Ixodida; Ixodidae
Exons: 2
Coding region: 173-1330 (385 amino acids)
Source: RefSeq, a predicted model, not a curated record
GGCGAUACUUCCGUGGCCGGAGCAUCGCGCGUUAUCGCCGACAUCGCCGUCGGGACGGAUUUCGCCGCGGUCGUCACAGAGGGCGUGUUCGAGACCUCUGUCCUCUCUGGCGUCGCCAGAUCAGCCUGGCGCCAGACAUGUAACGUGGGGUCCUUGCGGCGAGCAGCGUAAGAUGGACACAAUCGCCGAGGCAGUCUGCGAAAUCAAACUGAAGGACCCGCAGGCACUCACGGGCGCCCUGGCGCACAAGAUCUCGAAGCUGAAGACUGCCGGCGACGUGUUCAGUGGCGACACGCCCGCCAAGAGCCCGAUCCAGGUGGUUGUGCUCGACGACGAGAACCUGGCUCCUAGCCUGGCGUCUGAGUUAGGCACCGAGAGCCGACUGACGCCCAGCUGGCUUCAGUGGGAUGUGUGCGAGCGCGACCUGAUGGCGUCCGUCAAGAUGCUGUCAGCGGCCGUCGGCACGCCGGAGUCGUUCGAGAAGACCAUCGAACUGCCUUCUCCCGAGGGUCUGCUGAUGUCGGAGACCUCGACGAUGGCAAGCCGCGUGGACACCGUGGGUCUGAGCUCCGUCGGUGGUAGCGUCGUCCUAGACCCGAGCGCCAGCGCGCUUUCGUACACCAGGACUGGAAGUUCCAAGAACGCGCGCAGCAGGUUGCUCUCGACCAAGAUCCUGGAGGGCCCCUGCUUCGAAUCCAUGUACAAUUCCAUCCUACAGCCAGGUUCCUCACCGGUCGUUUCGCUGAGCAUCCCGGUGCUCAGUUCUCGAGAUUUCACCGGCUUUUUAGGGCCUCGAGACCAACCGAGCGUACCGACAUCCGAGCAGUCGGUGUUCCCGUGCCGCACCGAUGGCUCCAACAUCGACAGCGGUUCGGCAGACUCUGCGAAAACGUCGGGACCCGCGAGUUUCGCCCCGGCGAUGCAGAAGCACAGCGGCUUCGAUGAAGUCCAUGAGAGGCGGCGCGCGGAGACUUCCACGAUCCGAAGCCAGGAGCCCACGAGCAGCAUGCCUCCGCCGAGUGGUAGGCCGAGGCUUAGGGGCACCAGCCGGCGCAGCGGUAGCCGACGCAGAGUGAGCCGGACGCCCAGCUCUGGCAUCCUGUCGCAGCGGGGUUCUUCGGCCGCAUUGCCUGAGUGCAGUGUGGCAGAGGUGAUGGCCUCCGACUCGAAAGGUGGCCCAGUAGCUGCGGAAGUGGACAGCGACGAGGACUGCUCGUCGUUCUUCUCCUUCGAGGAGUCGGCGUCCGAGACGUCCUUGCUGCCGGACGCUACAAACCUGGACUGGUCGGCCACGUCGCACGCCUCGCGCAGCCGCACGGACAUUGCGUGAGGUG